CGAGACUUUGAGUUUUCGAAUCAUGGCGUGGGGGAGGGGGGAUAGGGGUUCUCGAUUAUACUUUCCACCUGGCGCGGGCAUACAUUUGCCAAAAAAACCAACACAAAGGGGGGCAUGCCUCCGCCAAACCUCGACAAAGGCUUGCAACGGGGCAUCAGAACCUCGAUCACAUCAACAUUGGGGCGAAAGACCUCUCAACCUUCCUCCUCUUCUCCAUCCAUCCAUCCGCCUACCACAUCAAGAGCACCCUCAACCCAGGCCUCUCACCACAACACCCACCCACACAACCCCCAGUCAAAAGCAAAAGCAAACCCCCAACCAAGACCAACAGCAACAAACAAUGUCCAUCAUAGCCGAAGCCCCCCGCCGCACCCCCCGCAUCGGCCUCCCGCACGCCUACGUAUACGGCACCAUAAGCCGCAACCCGCACCCGCACCCGCACCACCCCCAGAGCUACAACCGGCCCCCGCCGCCCGCGGAAACCACCACGCCGUCCGAGUCCGAGUCGGAGUGGGGGACCGACGGGGGCAGCAGCAUCGGCAGCGAAACAACAAUAACACCCACCGACCCGGCCACCUCGCGCCUGGGCCUCUGUGGUGUCUUCGAGGGCCUGCGCGCGCUUCUGUCGUGGUGUUGAGGGGAUUGUUGGGGGGGCGGAGGAGAGGCGUUAAGUUGGCAAGGAUCUGGGCUAGCUCUGAGGUGGUUGGUUGGUUGCUCUUCGCUUUCGGAGUCCGGGGCUGUGCUCAGGGGGCGAGGGGUUUUGUAUUGUCAUGUUAUGCAAGCUGUAGAAGGCCAUAUAUUAUGACAUAGCAGCAUAUUUCAGGGUGCCAAUGAGUGCCAGUUGUAUGUUCCGGGGGUGGCGAAGGAUAGGG
Messenger RNA from Phialemonium atrogriseum, 872 nucleotides. RefSeq lists its product as uncharacterized. The transcript has a single exon. The annotation marks the transcript as partial. The record is from RefSeq and is a predicted model, not a curated record. NCBI's taxonomy places the organism in Eukaryota, Fungi, Ascomycota, Sordariomycetes, Cephalothecales, Cephalothecaceae.